AUGGCUUUAAGAACCAUAGCCCUCGAACUUCAACGAGCCUUCAUAACCGCGAAUGAGAGUUUAAGCAUCGGGUCAGCCUUACAAUUUGGGGAUAUUGUAGCUGUUUUACAUGGAAUUGAAACACCUCAUAUUCCGAGGCCUGUCAACAACUCUAUUGAGACGUAA
Sclerotinia sclerotiorum 1980 UF-70 is the source of this 165-nucleotide messenger RNA. RefSeq lists its product with no specific name. The record is from RefSeq and is a predicted model, not a curated record. The transcript has a single exon. Bases 1 to 165 code for a protein of 54 amino acids. Lineage: Eukaryota; Fungi; Ascomycota; Leotiomycetes; Helotiales; Sclerotiniaceae.